CCAUUCGCUCACCGUACCAGCUUCAGUUCAGUUCCGGAUGUUGCUGUCAAAGAAACAACCUUCUUCUGCAACGCAAUGGGUAGAGAAAGUCAAAUACCAAAAACACAGAGAACCCUACUUCAAGUUCUUGUUCAGUAAUCCCCAGUUUCGAUACGCCGUCUUUCUGUUGGUGUUUCUUUCAUUGUGGUUUAUGUUUCAAGUGUUUUGGUUCCCACCAACAAGAGCCACGCGCCACCUAACGGGGUCGUCGCCUGGGAAAUGCGGUGGGGAUGCUUCGGUUUACGUGUAUGAUUUGCCGGCGGAGUUUAACUUCGGGCUCCUCCGUGACUGCAGCCAUUUGAAUGUUUAUACCGAUAUGUGUCCCCACGUGGCUAACAACGGUCUAGGGCAGCCGCUGGAAAAUAUGGUCGACCUUGGAUCCGGUGAGUCCAGUCCCUGGUUCGCGACCCACCAGUUCAUAGCGGAGAUGAUUUUCCACGCACGUAUGGAGAACCACCCGUGUCGGACCUGGGAUCCGGCGAAGGCCAAUCUGUUUUACGUGCCUUUCUACGGCGGUCUGCAUGUGUCCAGCAAGUUCCGGGAGCAGAACCACACCGUUCGCGACGCUUUAGCCGUGAGAUUGGUGGAUUAUCUCCGGGAACAACCGGCGUGGCGGAAGAACAACGGCAGGGAUCACUUCAUCGCCUUAGGGAGAACCUCAUGGGAUUUCAUGAGAGCCGACGAUGGACCAGAUUUCGGAGCAAACUCUCUUCUCAAUUCGCCGUUUGUGAAAAACAUGUCGGUGCUGACGGUGGAGAGGAAUCCAUGGAAAGGCUCAAAACAACACGGCAUCCCCUACCCUUCAUACUUCCACCCCUCCACGUCGGACCAAAUGCUGACGUGGCAACGCAUGGUUCGGCGGUCAAACCGGCCCUACUUGUUCUCCUUCAUCGGAGCACCGCGUAAGGGAGUAGGUAAAGCCGCCAUCAGAGACGAAAUGAUAAAGCAAUGCAUGGAGUCCACGCGGUGCAAGCUGCUAAAAUGCGACAACGGGAACCCCAAGUGCUACAACCCUAGCGAGAUUCUGAGAGUGAUGAGAGAAUCCCAGUUUUGCUUGCAAGCGCCGGGGGACUCUUUCACCCGACGGUCGACUUUCGACGCCAUCCUCUCCGGUUGUAUCCCGGUGUUCUUUUCGCGGCACACGGCGUACACGCAAUACACUUGGUUUCUGCCCGGCGAGGCCACGGAGUACUCGGUUUAUAUGGAGGAGCAAGGCGAUGAAAGCAAGAGAAUCGAAGAGGUGCUGAUGAAGAUACCUAAGGAAGAAGCGGAGAGGAUGAGAGCUACGGUGAUCGAUAUGAUUCCGAGGAUCACAUACGCACACCCAAAUGCGAGUAACAGCGAUCUUGGUUUUGAGGAUGCGGUGGACGUUGCGCUUCAAGGCUUGGCACGUCAUGUGAGGAACAUAAUACUAUGAGAUGUAUAAUAUGACUUUGAGCC
Messenger RNA from Hibiscus syriacus, 1479 nucleotides. Its product is annotated as probable xyloglucan galactosyltransferase GT17. The transcript has a single exon. Gene Ontology annotation, molecular function: glycosyltransferase activity. The record is from RefSeq and is a predicted model, not a curated record. Lineage: Eukaryota; Viridiplantae; Streptophyta; Magnoliopsida; Malvales; Malvaceae. Bases 38 to 1456 code for a protein of 472 amino acids.